AUGGGCAAGAAGAAUACACCUGAGUAUACAGUGCAGGAAAAAACUGGCCACCCAAGAUCUGGACGACGGCGAGAGCGUGGUGUCGGCGACCGUCAACAACAACUACGACAAGCAGUGGAAGACGACGACCCCGUCCUUCCAAGCAGACGCCCCCAGGUUCAUGGCUCCGGGGAACGCCACCGCCGCCGCGCCCCUCCUGUGCCAGUCCCUCGAGGGCGUGCGCGGGAGCCCCCCUCCCAGCAGCAGCAGACCUUCGCCCCCGGCCAGCGCCUCGGCAAGCAGACCGUCGGGGGCGGGUGGGUGCGGCCCUUAGGCUACGCGGAGAAGUUCAUGACGGCCGCCCAUGGAUACGGCUGCAUGACGACGGUGUACUCGCUGUGGCUGGACUCCCGGACGCCCCUGAGCCUUGAUGUUAUCAAAUAUGCGGCGACUAUUAUGUACAGGAAGAUGCCGAACCUGCGCAUGGAGAUGGCGGAGCGCGACGGCCGCCUCUGGUGGAGGGAGAUGGCGCGGGAGGUCGUCAACGUGGAGGAGCUGGAGACCCGGGACGUGGAGGGCGCCGUGGAGACCUUGCUCAAGCGGCGCUACGACGUCAAGGCGGGGCCCCUGUGGUUCACGCGGUUCAUCAGGCUCAGCCCGCAGGAGCAGGGCGUGAGGGACGACAACCACAACUUGAAGUACAAGUACGCGUGUCUCUUCGGCUUCCACCACAACGUGAGCGACGGGACGACCAACAUGAAGUUCUGCAAGGUGUUCCUGAAGGUGCUGAACGACCUGGUGCAGGGCAAGGAGAUCGACAUGUGUCAGGAGGGCACCUUCGCUCCCCCGCUGCAGGACCGCCUGGCCGACCGCAUCGGCGCCUACUUUCUGUUCGUCUACAUGUUCCUGCGGCGCCUGUACACGUGCAUCCUCACCUUCGGCAUCCCGUCAGGAACUUCACCAGCCGCUUCCGCAUGCCCGCGCACAACGAGGCGGCCACGCGCAUGAUCCACCACGAGCUCGACGAGGACGCCACGCGCAAGCUGCUCCGCCGCUGCAAGAUGGAGGGCGUGACGCUCAACUCCGCCUUCACCGCCGCCGCCAACCUCACCAUGUACAAGAUGAUGGCGCAGAAGGGCGGGCGGC
Penaeus vannamei (Pacific white shrimp) is the source of this 1125-nucleotide messenger RNA. The record is from RefSeq and is a predicted model, not a curated record. NCBI's taxonomy places the organism in Eukaryota, Metazoa, Arthropoda, Malacostraca, Decapoda, Penaeidae.